This is a messenger RNA of Rotaria sordida, 294 nucleotides long. NCBI's taxonomy places the organism in Eukaryota, Metazoa, Rotifera, Eurotatoria, Philodinida, Philodinidae. The record is from the annotation of a GenBank genome assembly.
AUGGAAUAUUCAUGGGUUCAAUUGAGUCAUUUACCUGAUGAAAUUCUUAUGAUUAUUUUUAAAAAAUUGCAUAACAUCUGGCUACUUUACUCGUUAAUUGGUGUUAACAAACGAUUAAAUAGAAUAGCACAUGAUUCUAUUUUCACGAAUUGUUUGACUUUGCUAAGAUUUCUACCAGUUCCUUUAAUUGUGUUCUACGCUUUACCAAGAUAUUUAGUUUAUCCAUUACCUGAUCCAAUAAUUGAUCCAUUUUGUUUACAAAUCUUACCUGAAAUUCAUAAUAAAAUUGAAUAG